AUCCGCUGAUUCUCGGAUGGAUUCGAAAACAUUUAACAUGCGGAUUGUUGCGUUUGCGUAGCGUUCAAAAUUAAUAUUACUGAAAUAUUAUAAUAUAUUAUGAAGAAAUAUUGUGAAACCAGUUAAAAGUUGUUAAGUAGUGCUCAAAAAAUGUUUGUGCUAGCCGAGCUGAAAGAUACCGUGCGUAUUGCUCCGGAAUUAUUCAAUUUGAAACUGCCGGAGGCCAUCAAAGAUGAAGUAAACAGAAAACUGGCCAACAAGGUUCUAUUGAAUGUUGGAUUAUGUAUAACUCUGAAGGACAUCAUCAAAUUAGGCGAUUCGAUAAUUCUACCGGGAGAUGGUGCCUCCCAUACGGAAGUCAAUUUUCGGUAUAUCGUGUUCCGGCCAAUGGUGGGCGAUGUCAUCACUGGCAAGAUUCGAAGCUGCAGUCGGGAGGGUGUCCAUGUGACGUUGGGAUUCUUUGACGAUAUUCUGAUCCCGCCUUCGGCUCUCCAGCAUCCGUCUCGGUUUGAAGAGGCGGAACAAGCCUGGGUUUGGGAAUAUCCGUUGGAGGAUGGCAAGAAGCACGAUCUGUACAUGGACAUAGGCGAGAGUAUCAAGUUUCGAGUGUCCGGAGAGGUAUUCGAAGAGAGCUCUCCGAUCGGCCCCCCGGAUCAGGAGGCACCCAGCACGAGCACAACCACAACCGAGGCCAACAAGACUCCCUACCGAAUCAUGGCGGCGAUUAACGAAUCCGGUUUGGGCUUGUUGUCCUGGUGGGUUACCCAAAGUCAGGAAGAGGAUGGGGACGAAGAACAAGAGGAAGGGGAAGAAGAGGACGAAGAAAUGGAAGAAGAAGAUGAAUGAAGUGAGCUCGAAGCAAUUUGUUCCAGUUUAUCAGGUUUGUAAGAUUAAUUCUUUAUCAUUAGUCCAUAUGAUAAAAAGGUAUUUAUUUGCAUGUUUGUCUUGUACAUUUCACUUUUGAUGACAUUUACUGUGUCUGCUAAAUAAAGA
This is a messenger RNA of Aedes aegypti (yellow fever mosquito), 993 nucleotides long. It is a transcript of the gene Polr3H, whose product is annotated as DNA-directed RNA polymerase III subunit RPC8. Gene Ontology annotation, cellular component: RNA polymerase III complex. Gene Ontology annotation, molecular function: DNA binding; DNA-directed RNA polymerase activity. NCBI's taxonomy places the organism in Eukaryota, Metazoa, Arthropoda, Insecta, Diptera, Culicidae. Bases 151 to 846 code for a protein of 231 amino acids. Gene Ontology annotation, biological process: transcription initiation at RNA polymerase III promoter; DNA-templated transcription. The record is from RefSeq and is a predicted model, not a curated record. The transcript has 2 exons.